AAUUUGAGGAUUCUGGAAACAGGUCUUUUCAUAAGACAUUUGCUGCUGUGAAUUUCUUUUUGAGUCAACGGUGAGAGCACCGUUUCCUAAUGCUUCUUCAUGUAUGUACCUCCUACUUGGCCAAGCAGUAAGACUGUUUAAAGAAUAGACAUCUGGAAAUAAUCAGAAGAACAAAAUGGGAGAAACAGAGAAAAGGGUUGCAAUCCAUCAGGUCAGAUGCAUUUCCAAGAUCAAGAUGUUUCUGUUGGCAUUAACAUGGGCAUAUCUAUCCAAAUCACUAUCAGGAAUUUAUAUGAACACCAUGCUCACACAAAUAGAGAGACAAUUUGAUAUCCCCACAUCUAUAGUUGGAUUUAUUAAUGGGAGCUUUGAGAUUGGAAAUCUUUUGUUGAUCAUACUUGUGAGUUAUUUUGGAACAAAACUGCACAGACCUAUCAUGAUUGGUGUUGGAUGUGUGGUUAUGGGCCUUGGGUGUUUCUUAAUGUCAUUACCUCAUUUCCUCAUGGGCAGAUAUGAAUAUGAAACAACGAUUUCACCUACAAGCAACUUGUCCUCAAACAGCUUCUUGUGUAUGGAAAACAGAUCCCAGACCUUAAAGCCAACGCAAGACCCAGCAGAAUGUGUGAAAGAAAUGAAAACACUAAUGUGGAUAUAUGUACUGGUAGGAAACAUUAUACGUGGAAUUGGUGAAACUCCCAUCAUGCCUUUGGGUAUUUCCUACAUAGAAGAUUUUGCCAAAUCUGAAAACUCUCCUUUAUACAUUGGGAUUUUAGAAACAGGAAAAGUGUUUGGGCCAAUAAUUGGACUUUUGUUGGGAUCCUUCUGUGCAAGAAUUUAUGUAGACACAGGAUCUGUGAAUAUAGAUGACCUGACCAUAACUCCCACUGAUACACGCUGGGUCGGUGCUUGGUGGAUCGGCUUUUUGAUCUGUGCAGGAGUGAAUAUCCUGGCCAGCAUCCCCUUUUUCUUUUUUCCAAAAACACUGCCAAAGGAAGGGCUAGAGGAUAUUGUGGAUGAAACUAAAAAUGACAAAGAAGAGAAACAGAAAGAAAAAGCCAAAGAGGACCACCAAGGGAUUACUAAAGAUUUCUUGCCAUUCAUGAAGAGCCUCUCCUGCAACCCAAUUUACAUGCUUCUCAUCCUUACGAGCGUGCUCCAGAUAAACGCGUUCAUCAAUAUGUUUACCUUCUUACCCAAAUACCUGGAACAGCAAUAUGGAAAAUCGACUGCAGAGGUAGUUCUUCUCAUAGGUGUUUAUAACUUACCUCCAAUAUGCAUUGGGUAUUUACUUAUUGGCUUUAUCAUGAAGAAGUUCAAGAUUACUGUUAAGAAGGCUGCAUACAUGGCAUUCUGCCUAUCCCUGUUUGAGUACCUUCUGUCUUUCUUUCACUUUAUGAUAACCUGUGAUAAUUUCCCAGUUGCUGGCUUAACUACCUCUUAUGAAGGAAUUCAGAACCCUCUACAUCUGGAGAACAAGGUCCUUGCUGACUGCAACACAAGGUGUAGCUGCGUAACAAACACAUGGGAUCCAGUGUGUGGAGACAAUGGCCUAGCAUACAUGUCAGCCUGCCUCGCGGGCUGUGAGAAGUCUGUUGGAACUGGAACCCACAUGGUGUUUCAAAAUUGCAGCUGCAUUCGGUCAUCAAGAAACUCAUCUGCAGUCCUGGGGCUGUGUAACAAAGGCCCUGAGUGUGCUAACAAGUUGCAGUACUUCUUAAUCAUGUCAGUAUUUCUCUGUUUCAUCUACUCGAUCACAGCCAUACCUGGAUACAUGGUUCUUCUGAGGUGUAUCAAGUCUGAAGAGAAGUCACUUGGAAUUGGAUUACAUGCAUUUUGCAUAAGAGUAUUUGCUGGCAUUCCUGCACCUAUUUACUUUGGAGCUUUGAUAGACAGGACCUGUUUACAUUGGGGAACUCUGAAAUGUGGUGAGCCAGGGGCCUGCAGGAUGUAUGAUAUAAACAGCUUCAGGCGAAUUUACCUAGUGUUGCCUGCAGCGCUGAGAGGAUCAAGCUAUCUUCCUGCAUUCUUCAUUCUAAUACUUAUGAGGAAAUUUCAAUUCCCUGGGGAAAUCAACUCUUCAGAAAUUGAACUUGCAGACACGACGCUCACAGUGAAGAAAAGCAAGUGUACAGAUGUGCACAAAAGUCCAAAGAUCGAGAAUGGUCCUAAGAUCGAGAAUGACGGAGAACUAAAGACUAAGCUGUAAUAUGUUUUCUACUGUCCUGUGCUAGGUCAUGAACAGAAUGUAUACUUGACUAGUUUUGAAUCACAAGAUGUACCAUAGCAACUCUUUUCUUAAAGUAAAUCAGGGCAUGAUGCAGUGUAAGAUAUUCUCAAAAGGCCACUGACUCAUCCUCAGGCGGCCUCCUAUGCUCAGUGUCCAUUUUACUUAUGUGUCCUCAGAACACAUGGCUACUAACUUUCAAGAUCAGCUUAGAGUCAAAUCUCUAAAAGGGGACCAGCUAAGUGGCUCAGUAGAGAGGCAUGCUCUCUACCAAGCCUGAUAAGGUGGAUUUGAUCCUCGGGACCAACAUGGUAGAAGGACAGAACCAACUACUCUUUCAGGUUGUCCUUUUCCCUCUAUGUCUGCACUGUGGUGUACAUAUCCCACUCCAAACAAACAAACAAAUAAAAAAUUUAGAAAGUAUU
This is a messenger RNA of Grammomys surdaster, 2649 nucleotides long. Its product is annotated as solute carrier organic anion transporter family member 1A5. Gene Ontology annotation, biological process: transmembrane transport; sodium-independent organic anion transport; bile acid and bile salt transport. The transcript has 15 exons. NCBI's taxonomy places the organism in Eukaryota, Metazoa, Chordata, Mammalia, Rodentia, Muridae. Gene Ontology annotation, molecular function: protein binding; bile acid transmembrane transporter activity. Bases 176 to 2206 code for a protein of 676 amino acids. The record is from RefSeq and is a predicted model, not a curated record. Gene Ontology annotation, cellular component: membrane.